ACACACGUGCUAGUCAUGUCUCAUGUAUUUAUUUUAAAUCCUUUUAUAGAACGACUUUUGAUGGCGAUUUUCUGCACUCUGGUGAACGACUUUUGAUGAUUUGCUGCACUCUGGUGGUAGAGUUAUGUACUACAAUGCUAACGUCUGUUUUGGCGUUUACCGAGCAAUCGGAUUUGACAAAACCUCAUCAUGCUGGAUGCAAUCUUACUUGGAGGGGAGGAAACAGGUGAUAGAGGAGACCCCGGCGAAUGGACCAGAUGUGACUUACCAGCUGCGGGUGACGUUCUUUGAUAGAAACUGUCAGUACUUCUUUGGGAGAACAUGGAAGAGUGCGCCGCAGAAGAUGAAGAACAACAAGAUGUCCCUUAAUGAGAUCCUGUAUUUCCAUACGUCUCUGCGGUUGCCCAGCACGGUGUUGGUUUUGGAGCUGGUGGCAUUGUCAGUGAGGUCAGACGGUUCGCAACUAGCCCUGGGGCAAGGCUUCACAGUUCUGGAUCUCUUCCCCAACAAGACAGAACCUCAAGGGGACAGAAGACUGAAUCUUCUCCAUGGAUCACCAAGAAUUCUUCUUCACCCACAGCUGAAGGACACCGUUGACUACGGCGAUCUUUUGAAAACCAUUGACGGAGCACACUUGGAGUGUGGGUUAAAAGGCCAUCCUUCAUUGGCUCCCAUGAUGCACCUGCUUCCGGAGAAUGUCCUUGUGUCCAAAGAUGAGAACAUUCCUGGUCUAGCACCUUCUCCAACAGGCGAUGCUCUGUUGAAACCUGUGCUGCUCAAUAUGCUGCCCUUCACCCUGCACAGACUGACAGUCUGCCUCCAGCCGUCCCUCGAGGCCUUUGAGAAUCAGCUGCUGGAGCUGAUCAAUGCCGACUGCCAGAACACGAAACAGCCAAGCCAAGAUAGCUCCCUGCAAGUGGUUGUUAUCCAGGAAAGAAGGCUUCAUGUUGGGGUCCACAAUGGCUGGUGUUUCAUAGAUACACCUCAAGUGGUGGUGCUGGAACCUAUUUUUGCAGGAUUCAAGGGGCAAGCGGAGAGCACCUCCAAAAAGAAUACUCAGACCAAGGACAGCUUGACAGUAUCAUCUGUGCCUCAGACGUUGGGCCUUCGCAGCAACCUGGAGCUCAGGCUAUUCAAUCAUCAGGCCAUAGCUGUGAUCUUCCAGCUCGAAUACGUCUUCUCCGCUCCAAUUGGCCGAGAGACAAUGCUGUCGGCCACAUCAACACCGAGGGCAGCUUUCCUGCAGUGCCUCCGUUGGGCCAUGCUGUGUCCCUUCCAGGAGGGGACGGACCCGAAAGGGGAAGAGACACAGCUGGUUCUGCAAGGCGGUGCACAUCCGAACCCUCUCGGAGUCAUGGUUUACAGCCCAGUCCAAAUUGAGAGCUCUGCACCACCUUCAGGCUCAGCUCAGGUAGUAACAAAGAAAGACGAAGAAACGCUCUUGCCCAAGAAAGCAAAGCUACUGGAUACAGUCAAAUUCCGCCUGUCACCAAGUUUGGAUAAGACUUCAUCAAGCCCGAAGGCAUCUCUGAGGACAAAGCUGGAGGAUGCAUCAGGUCAGGGAAGAUCCGCCUCGUCGCCUCUCCAAAGUCCAAAUGACAGUCAAGCAACGCCUCCAGAAUCCCCACAGGGCCCCAAGCUCUCGCUGUCUCAACUGGCAGCUACUUCACGCUACCCGACCAUCAGCCAGUCUAGCUCGGGGUUGCCAUGGCAACAGUCGUUUCCUGCUCUUCUCCAUCCUUCCCUGACGGCGACGGCCCACCAGCCGUCACAUGUCGCCUACUCAGCUGUCAGCAAUAUUUCCCACUUAGAGACGGACCUUCGCUCCGUCAAAGAUGGGUCACCUAACAACGAAGAACUUCAGGAGCUCCCGUUCCACUCUGCCCAAGCACCAGUCAUCACUGCGGGGAUGACCGCACCAAGGUCUUCCUCAGUCAGUUCCAGGGGCUCGCUUGCCCAUCUCUACUCUGCUGGAUUCCCUGAUAUUGUGGACUCCAGGGGCCAGGUGGCUGAAGUCUUGGACCCCACAGAGCCGGUGCCCUUUGAUCCACACCGUGAAGAGCUGGACCCUUUGCAGGAGAAUCUUCUGGUGUUCCAGUUUCUAGCCUUUACAAGAAAACCAGUUAAAGGGGUUGCUCCUGAGUGGCCGAGCAACAUCUACUUCACCUUCCAGUUCUACCGCUUUCCACCGGUGACGUCGCAGCAGCUCCGACUGCUGAACAGCAGCAAAUUGCAGCAGAAACAUGGCGACCCGCUUCCUUGUGUUCUAACCGCCAUUAACAAUGACGGAAGCCUGAACUCUGACUCUCCUGGCCUGCAGGUGCAGUUCAGAGUAGACGACAGCUUUCUCAAGCCGGGAGAGAAACGUUGGUUCCUUCGCUACCUGGCACUUCACACCAUGCGCAUCGACAUCUGGGACAGUGACUCGUUGCUGCUAAUAGGUUCAACUGCCAUCGAGCUCAAGUACAUGUUGCGGCACGGUAAAAUGGCGGUACAAGCCCUCCAUGAGAUGGAAGUUCUGACAACCGAUUACGUGGGUGAGGAAACCCUGCAGACUGACCACGCCUCCAACCACCCCACGGCUGUCCACUCCAUCGUCAGGGGUCGUCUGCACAUUCGCACUGGAAACAUUGGGCACCAAGACGAUCCAAGCAGGAGAAGGGCAGUGGACCGCACGCAGUGUCAUUCUCACAUCAUCAUUCCUCGGGAAGUCACUUGUGGUUUCACCGGGGGGAGCCUGUCUAGCAGGAAUAUCCUCCAGCUCAACGUGAGGAACACUGCCCAGGCCCAGAGACUGCAGGUCCGCAGAGGCAGAAUCAACAUCGACGGCACCCUUUCUGGGGCGGAGCCCGACAGCGGACGCCGCAAGUUAGAGUGCAUGGCCGCCGUGCACCAGAAGGAGGGCAAAAAGGAAGGUUUCAAAACGACUAAGUCCAUGGAUCGGACUAAAAGACUCACGUUGACCAGACAACCUUACGUGACUGUGUCCUACGAAGACCUCAACAAGGCGGAGGGUAUCAGCAACAUGCUCUGCCACGCCAUCACUACCCCGCAUCAAAUCUUUGCCAGCCUGGGCUCUGCAGAGUACAUGGAAUUUGUCCUUAAAAACCCUUUCAACUCGCCUCAGACUGUCACCAUCCAAAGUGAUGAUCCCGAGCUCAGCGUCAUCACCAACACAGAGGAGUGGCAGUACUUUAAAGAACUCACAAGAACGCCCACCUCACUGGAGAAGGACAUGUUCAACAUGGAGAAAGGUGCUCCAGGUCCGAAGGUUUAUCUGAGGCCUAAGGAGAGCGUUCACAUUCCGCUGAAAUACCAAAGCUUCUUGUGUGACCACAACAUGGCUCCUCAGGGGCCGAGUUUCCUUCCUACAAGCAGGAGUUCUCCUCAGGCUAAGAAGAUUCUGUCCAAUAUUGUUGCUGCCAAAACCAUCAAGGCUUCUUUCAAAGCAGAAAACGGCGAUCCAAUAGCCAUCUGCCAGUUAAUAGUGGAGCCCACACCUCACGUCGUAGACCAGACGUUCCGGCUUUACCACCCGGAGCUCAGUUUCCUCAAGAAGUCCAUCCGCUUGCCGCCAUGGCACGCCCUCUCUGGCAGCACCGCAGGUGGUGGCACAGAUGCAAAGACGCACAUUUCUGUACGCUGCAGUGACCCCAACAUCAUCUGCCAGACUGGGAUGCUGGUGCCAGGAGAGCCUCAGGAUGUGUUCUUAAAAGUACCUGGCAGUCCUAGUCCCAACAUCAAAAUGUUCUACGUGAUGGUUUUCACUGACGAGUGGAUGGCGGCGCCCUCGCAGAUCUGGCAAAUUUACGUGCAUUUCAUGGAGCGGGUGGACGUCAAGUGUGUCACUGGCCAACGGAGCCGCCAAUCACUGGUGCUGAGGGGGAGGCAGGCCGCUCGCAAGGUCAAGUGCUUCUCGUCACGCCCCCAGGAGAUUGAGGUCCACCCUGCAGGUGUGUUCCUGCUGCCCCCCGCAGCUGUGCAGGAGCUCCAACUGAAGGUGCAGCCGUGGCGGGCGGGCAGCCGCUUCCUGUACUUGAACGCCGUGGACGUGGAGCAGAGGCAGCUGGUCACCGCUUGGCUACUCUGCCUUAAUGUCCAACGGCCUGUGCUGUCCAAGGCUUUCGAGGUGUGUGUCCCAGCUAACAGUGGGCGGGGCAGCUCCAAGAAGAUCACCUACACCAAUCCUUACAAGGGGAGCCGCACCUUCCUGCUGCGCUCCGACCAUCCUGAUCUGCUCCAGUUCAAGGAGGAUACGGUCCAGAUUGACGGCGGAGAGAGUACCACCAUAGGGCUGCGCUUUGCCCCCAGCCGGAGUCCUGGCGCGGCAGAGAUCCUGGUCUACGUCAACAACGUGGAGGAGAAGACGGAGGAGACCUUCUGCGUGAACGUCAACUACUCCUGAACGAGAUUUUAACCUCACAUGUGCUUUAUUUUUGCUACCUCCUGUACAUUGUCCGCAUUAUCCACGUAAUAAACAACAGUUUUCUGAAAGGGUGGCGCGCCACCAAACGAGAGCGUGAUUUAUUUUACGGUGUCCUAACGAGCCACCCUGAAAUAAAUCAAACCUUGCAAAGGCAAACUCUGCACAUUCGCAGCGGGUUCAGACUUUUAAUCAGCCGAGCUGCACUAACUUCUGCUGAGGUGUCCUGUCGCCGUUCGUGACGUUUCAUCCCCGACCAUCAGGAAGUGCACUAAGGGCGAACGCAAUACCGUUUUAAUCGACUUUAAUUAUCCGGCAAAUCCCGCCUCAAUGCCACCCAUGGUGGGUCUUUAAUCUAACACAGGGGUGUCCAAACUUUUUCCACUGAGUGCCACACACGGAAAAAUUUAAGCAUACGGGGGCCGUUUUGAUAUUUUUCAUUUUCAAACCAUAACAAAAUAUAUAUAUAUAUAUAUCAGUGGCGUGCGGUGAGGUUAAUGUCUGGUGAGGCACAGCAUCAU
Messenger RNA from Entelurus aequoreus (snake pipefish), 4944 nucleotides. It is a transcript of the gene nphp4, whose product is annotated as nephronophthisis 4. Gene Ontology annotation, biological process: protein localization to ciliary transition zone; negative regulation of canonical Wnt signaling pathway. Gene Ontology annotation, cellular component: ciliary basal body; ciliary transition zone; non-motile cilium. The coding region runs from base 125 to 4405 and encodes 1426 amino acids. NCBI's taxonomy places the organism in Eukaryota, Metazoa, Chordata, Actinopteri, Syngnathiformes, Syngnathidae. The record is from RefSeq and is a predicted model, not a curated record. The transcript has 31 exons.